AUGGCGUACACAGACGUUGUCGACAUGCACGCAAGAUAUGGCAACUAUUCAGUUUCCAACACUUUCGCAUCCAAUGAUUUAGUCCCUGACUUGUCGGAAUCUGACAUUCCUGCCUACAGCGCCGCAUUUGACGCCGACCCUUCUGCGAAAAGGCACGCCGCCUGCGACGAAUGCAGAAAACGAAAGCUGAAGUGUUCUGGUGAACCGACUGGCUGUGAACGAUGUAUCAAGCAGAACUUAAUAUGCCACUUCUCGCCGCAGAAGCAGAUGGGCCGGCCGCGCAAGAGAGUGAAGAUUGACGACUUUUCCCACAAAGCCACGAUGACGACCACUACCCAACCCCACUCCACUUCGAGUCAAAGCCAACCUCCACCUCCACCGGCUCCAGAACCAGCUAUCGACCCCGAAUUGUCUGGAAAUGCUAUUGAAAGAACCAACUUUGAGAACAUUUGCAACGCGCCGAUAACCCAGUCUAUUAAACGAUCCAGCGCGACCGCGAGAGCGCAAAGUGCUCCCGAAUCAAGCUCUUUCAAUCAUAGUGGCGGCGGCAGCGGAGUCACAUCACAAGGCUCGAGUAAUGCUUCUCCUUCUGACGCUCCUCGAACACCGCCCGAUGGUGAUGUUAUGUCCAGCGUCUCGUAUCCGACCGAUGUCUCGCUGUGGCCCGACUUUUCAGAUAUGACCAUGCUGCCGAUGCCGGUUCAAGACAGCCAUGAAAAGGACGAUUUUUCCUCUACCGACCCCUCAAUCACCCAUUCUCACCAUCAUGCCUCUCAACCCGUCGACCUCGAUGCGGAUCCCAGCACUCUGACCCAACUUCCCGCGGUUCCCGCGUGCCCAUGCCUCCCGAACCUCUACCUUACGCUCUCAACCCUAUCGACCCUCUCCGCCUUCCCAGUGUCGUCCGGCACAAUCGACACCCUGCUUAACGCGCACCGAACCGGCCGCUCAGUCGUCUACUGCAGUGUCUGCCCUCAAAAGUUCCAAUCAGGCUCCCAAAACGUCAUGCUGGGUAGCGUGCUGAUCACUGUACUGGCCGAUCACUGGCAACGGGUGAAAAAGGCCACCGCCAAGGAGUUAAGAAGUGGAUUUGACACGGAUUCUAGUUCGACCGCGGAUUUGGAUUCGGGGAACAUAUCAAUUCGUGAGGAUCUUGAGUGGCGGACGUUCGGGUAUAAUCUCAUUCGGGCAUAUGUCUUUGGCGACGCACCGAUACCCCAGGUACCAUACACCAAUUCCCUAUUUUCGAGCUUAUCGAAUCAGCGCCCGUACACGCUCUGUGAUUUGUUCGAUGCGUUCGAGCGGAGGCAGAAACAAUGGCACGGUCUGUUGCCAGGGUCGACUGAGUUCCCUCCACGGUUGACGAAUGAUUUGACCCGUGGACACACGGUGGGUAUGACGUUGAAGGAGAUUAAGGAGUGCGAAGCGGAGGUGCGAGCACAAGGCGACGAUGGCAUACUGUGUCUCCGCAUCGUCAAGCAUUCGAGGAUGCUGAUUAGAAGUCUGGAAGGGGGCCCUCCAAGGGUCGAGCUAUGA
This is a messenger RNA of Rhinocladiella mackenziei CBS 650.93, 1536 nucleotides long. RefSeq lists its product as uncharacterized. Gene Ontology annotation, molecular function: sequence-specific DNA binding; zinc ion binding; DNA-binding transcription factor activity, RNA polymerase II-specific. The record is from RefSeq and is a predicted model, not a curated record. Bases 1 to 1536 code for a protein of 511 amino acids. The transcript is spliced from 2 exons. Gene Ontology annotation, cellular component: nucleus. Gene Ontology annotation, biological process: positive regulation of transcription by RNA polymerase II. Lineage: Eukaryota; Fungi; Ascomycota; Eurotiomycetes; Chaetothyriales; Herpotrichiellaceae.